GUUUCCGCCACGAAUGGAUCAUCACCGUCGCCUGCCCUCAGAUCAUCGCCGUCUGCCGCCUACCGAGGUCAACCAAGGACAACGAUGGAUCACCACCGCUUGUUCAGGUUCUCGCUACGGGUGCCUCAUCUGCGUCGCCGAUCCAUGGAUCAUCGCUGCUGCGCGCCGACCGGGACCACCACAUACACAAGAUGGCCGACCACCGCUCUCACGGGACACAGAAGAAACAAGAAAACAGUCCACACAUAGCAUCAUAUAAUAUCCGCACAAUGAGGUCCGAAGAACACCUGAUAAACCUUGAGAAAGAACUGCAGAACAUUAAGUGGGACGUACUAGAGAUCAGCGAGAUGAGGCUCAGCGGUGAAGCAGUCACUAUCCUAAAAUCAGAACAUCUGUUGUUCCAGAGGAACUCCAACGAAAAUUCACACAUCGGUGGCGUGGCUUUCAUGAUCCACAAGAGGAUGAUGAAACACUUCAUUACCAAGACAAAAGCGAUCUCGGACAGAGUCAUUUAUAUAACGCUUAAGAUCAACAUGCAGAUAAUACAAGCAUAUACACCCACUUCUGCCUCGACAGACGAGGAAAAUGAGACGCUCUAUGAAGAUCUGACGGCCGCAAAGAAUACAGAGAAGGCCAAGUUCAUCAUCAUAAUUGGCGACUUCAAUGCCAGGGUUGGAGCAAGAGCUGCAACAAAUCUGUCGUAUGUCGGCGCCUUUGGCUUGGGUGAGCGAUACCGGAGAGGGCAAGCGAUGGUUGACUUUCUCAGUAAGGAGAAAAUAUACUGCCUAAACACCUUCUUCAAAAAACAUCACAAGAGAAAGUGGACCUGGAGGAGCCGAGAAAAUACAGUGAAAAACGAAAUAGAUUACGUUUUGGCAACAGACAAACGUAUGUGUACGGACGUCUCGGUUCUGAAUCGAUUUGACAUUGGCAGUGACCACAGGUUGGUGAGGGCAAAGCUCCAAAUAGACAUUCGGCUGGAGAGAAUUAAGGCGCCUGAUAGCUAA
This is a messenger RNA of Temnothorax curvispinosus, 1007 nucleotides long. Its product is annotated as craniofacial development protein 2-like. The annotation marks the transcript as partial. Gene Ontology annotation, biological process: chromatin remodeling. The transcript has 3 exons. NCBI's taxonomy places the organism in Eukaryota, Metazoa, Arthropoda, Insecta, Hymenoptera, Formicidae. The record is from RefSeq and is a predicted model, not a curated record. Gene Ontology annotation, cellular component: nucleus. Gene Ontology annotation, molecular function: catalytic activity.